UGAACUCAAUCUCUCAUUUCUUCAACAAGCACAACCAACACCUUCAAUGGCUGCUGCCACCACAAGCCGCCGUCCAAGAGGCGACCGCCAUAUGUUCUCAUCUUCGGAUGACAAUGCCAUGAUGAAACAUAUAUUGGCCACACAUGCUCCAGAUGGUUCCUCUUUUGAUGUUAAACCUCUUCUCCAGAUCAUCGAUGACAUCAUGCGUAGGGCCGCCCCCACCAACACCCAACCACCCGCUCCUAUUGGUAAUCAAGCGGAAGUGGAUGCGAUUAUUGAGCGUGUGAUUUACAGCGAUCUUGACGAGAUGCUUGAAAUAAUGGCAAUCACAAUCAAUAAGGUUUCGUGCGAGAUUUCUUGCAAGUGUAUUGGUGGUGGAGACGCACAUGCAAGCACUACGGGGAUCUUCAACAUGCUUUCCAACUACGAGUGGGAUGCAAAAGCUGUUAUCUCUUUAGCAGCUUUUGCGGUGAAUUAUGGCGAGUUUUGGUUGGUGGCACAACUUUAUACUGCCAACCCACUGGCCAAAUCACUGGCCCACCUGAAACAGCUACCUGACGUGCUUGAGCGUGGUGAAGCUCUCAAACCGAGGUUUGAGGCUGUCACCACCCUCAUUAAGGCCAUGCUUGAGUUGACACGUUGCAUUGUUGAAUUUAAAGAGCUCCCGGGACAGUAUAUCACCCCCGAGACACCGGAAUUAAUGACGGCAACCGCUCAUAUUCCCACUGCGGUUUAUUGGAUUAUCCGUAGCAUUGUGGCUUGUGCGUCCAUACUUAUCAACCUUAUCGGAAUGGGCCAUGAGCAUAUUACGACAACCACAGAAGCUUGGGAGUUAUCGAGUUUGGCCCACAAGAUCAGCAAUAUUCAUGAUCAUCUCAAAGAUCAGUUAGAUCUCUGCAAUCACCACAUUAAUGAAAAGAGGCAGAUUGAAGCGUACCUAACGAUUCUUCGCAUUAUGGAUACGGGACAUCUCGAUAACACGAAGCCUCUCAGGCAUUUGAUUUACUUGAAGGACGAUCAACCGCCCUUGUAUGAAAGCUCUACAAAGACUCGGGUUACAAUCGAGGUACUAAAGAAAAAGAUUGUGUUGCUUCUCAUUUCGGACCUUGACAUCCCACCGGAAGAGCUAUCGGUUCUUGACCAGAUGUAUAGGGAAGCGAAGCAAAGCCCAACAAGGCCCGAGAGCCAGUACGAAGUCGUCUGGCUCCCGGUGGUUCCCAAUCUUCGGUCCACACCGUGGACCGAUGAGAACCAGAUCAAGUUCGAGGGGGUACGGAACAUGAUGCCAUGGUAUUCAGUGUUCCACCCCUCGUUACUUGAUCCAGCAGCGAUCAAGUACAUCAAGGAGGUGUGGCACUUCAACCAGAAACCAAUGUUGGUGGUGAUGGAUCCUCAAGGGAGGAUUGUUAACACCAACGCGUUACAUAUGAUGUGGAUUUGGGGGAGUGUGGCUUUCCCUUUCACUAGCUUGAGGGAAGAAGCCCUGUGGAAGGAGGAAACUUGGAGGAUUGAGUUGCUAGCAGAUUCCAUCGAGCCAAUGAUUUUCAAUUGGAUUGCUGACGGGAAGUACAUUUGUUUGUACGGAGGGGAGGAUUUGGAGUGGAUAAGGAGGUUUACAACCACUGCACAGGCGGUGGCGCGUGCAGCAGGGAUCCAGCUGGAGAUGUUGUAUGUCGGAAAGAGCAACCCUAGGGAGAAAGUGAGAAAGAACAAUGACAUAAUCCGAUCAGAGAAUCUUAGCUACGUGCUUCCAGAUUUGACCCUGAUAUGGUUCUUCUGGGUGCGACUAGAGAGCAUGUUGCACUCCAAGUUACAACACGGGAAGUCUUUUGAGCAAGAUCCGAUUUUGAGGGAGAUUAAUGUGAUGCUUACCUACGACGGAAACGACCAGGGAUGGGCGGUGAUCUGCCGUGGCUCAAACGACUGGAUGCGUAGGGCAAGCGGCGAGAGUGUUUUGAAGGGAUUGACGAACUACAAUGAUUGGCAAGGGGAUGCUCAAGAGAGAGGGUUUCUGCCGGCUUUGAAUGAUCAUCUUGAGGCAAACCAGCCGCCGCAUCACUGCAAUCGCCUGAUUUUGCCCGGAACCACCGGAAGUGUGCCGGAGAGAGUUGUUUGCGCUGAAUGCGGGCGAUCGAUGGAGAGGUUUUUCUUGUAUCGUUGCUGCACUGACUAACAAGCUUAUUAUAUGCUGCACUGAACUUUGUUGUGAUUUAGUAUCUACUGUUGAUUUAUGCUUGUGAUUAACGUGAUUGUACUCUGACUUUGUAUUCAAAUAAAUGAUUGUAUGUGAUUUGAAACUUUGGUGUUGUCAUUGAAUUGUAAAUCUUUAGAGAAAUAUGUUGAAAACGCAUCAGUGUACAGUAUUUUACAAGUCAUUGAUGAUUAAUAAAGAAGAAAGGAAAGGAAA
Lactuca saligna is the source of this 2407-nucleotide messenger RNA. The record is from the annotation of a GenBank genome assembly. Lineage: Eukaryota; Viridiplantae; Streptophyta; Magnoliopsida; Asterales; Asteraceae.